Messenger RNA from Salvelinus namaycush (lake trout), 2368 nucleotides. It is a transcript of the gene tmed2, whose product is annotated as transmembrane p24 trafficking protein 2. Bases 194 to 799 code for a protein of 201 amino acids. Gene Ontology annotation, biological process: intracellular protein transport; endoplasmic reticulum to Golgi vesicle-mediated transport; Golgi organization. Gene Ontology annotation, cellular component: COPII-coated ER to Golgi transport vesicle; Golgi apparatus; endoplasmic reticulum-Golgi intermediate compartment. The record is from RefSeq and is a predicted model, not a curated record. The transcript has 4 exons. NCBI's taxonomy places the organism in Eukaryota, Metazoa, Chordata, Actinopteri, Salmoniformes, Salmonidae.
CUCGCUUUUUCCCGUUUAAAUCCUUACGUGGCAAUCUCGCCGAAGCUAGCUAGGAAGUUUACAAAAUAUCCUCAAUAAUUUGUGCUUGUUCUGAGCCUCCUGCUGCGAUACAUGUGCAAUUUUAGGGGAUAUUUGAAAUCGCUGGUACACAGAGAAUCUACAAUUGUCACGUAACGCUAGCUAAAAUCUAAGCAUGUUCACUGCUUCAGAGAUCGUUGUUCUUCUUUGGUUCAUGUCUGCCACAGCGUCCGGCUACUUCGUUAGUAUAGACGCUCAUGCAGAUGAGUGCUUCCAUGAGCGGGUUAACUCGGGAACCAAGAUGGGCCUAAUGUUUGAAGUUGCUGAGGGGGGCUUUUUGGACAUUGACGUUGAGAUAACAGGACCUGAUGGCAAGCAGAUUUACAAAGGAGAUCGAGAGUCCAGUGGAAAGUACUCCGUGGCAGCUCACAUGGAUGGGACCUACAAGUUCUGCUUCAGCAACAAGAUGUCCACCAUGACACCCAAGAUCGUCAUGUUCACCAUCGACAUCGGAGAGGCACCGAAGGGACAGGACAUGGAGACGGAAGCUCACCAGAACAAGCUGGAGGAGAUGAUCAACGAGCUGGCUGUUGCCAUGACGGCCGUCAAGCAUGAACAGGAGUACAUGGAGGUCCGGGAAAGGAUACACAGAGCCAUCAAUGACAACACGAACAGCAGGGUGGUUCUCUGGUCGUUCUUCGAAGCCCUGGUUCUGGUGGCCAUGACUCUGGGACAGAUCUACUACCUGAAGAGGUUUUUCGAAGUGCGCCGAGUUGUGUAACACCUCAAACCUUCCCCCUGUGACUUCCUGUUGCACUGUUAUUUCAGCACAGAGACAGUGAAACAGUCACUCCUUGGAAAUGAGACUCUUGGCAGAUUUCAUUAAGUCUGAGUACAAAUUGGAUCCCUAUUAUUAAAAUAAUAAUGUUUUACCCUGUUACCCCUUUUGUUAUUUCCAUCUUCAUGUGCUUGUUACUGUUGUAUCUGUUUUGGACUCUAGACCUUUCAAAGAUCAUAGGGUUGAUGAUGUCAAGUUUGAUUUAUUGUCUCAUCACUGCGUAAGCAAAUUAUUUGUUAUGGAUUACUCCACCCAGCUUGGUCAACAGCAACUACUAGCCAGGGAGGUUGUCUGCCUAGAGUCAGUGGCUCUACUAGCCAGGGCAGUUGUCUGUCUGUCUCUAGUCAGUGAAUGGGAUGUAUAAAGUAACAAAACUGGGACCGGCAUUUGAGAGAUGCACACUGAUGUUUAUGCAACAGUGUCCCUUAUUUGACCCAUUUCUUUGGACCCCUUUGCAAUCGAUAUGACCAACUAGUUAAUAUAAAGUAUGCAUCAGCUCAAGGUGAGACACUUGGGGCUUGUUCAUGAGAGUGAAAUAUCACAGAACGUUCAUGUAGAAAUGUAUUGUGCAGAAGCGACAUGCUUUUCUGUAAUGUAGAAUAAAGAAUUGUGUUCACUCUAUAGAUCAUAUUUCUAUCUGCAACUUUCUGAACAUUGCAUCCUGCUAAAUAUCCCUGAAUAUCUGAAGGAGUUGUGUUGUCUGGGAAGCAGAUGUUUUUGCUCUUGUUGCUUUUGAGUCAUAGACCCAUGACAUAUAAUCCUUCUGAAUGUGUACACGGGCAGUGCAGGGAAAACCUGUAUACUCCCAUUUUACCACAGAUGGUUUAUAGUAGGUCAGUGAACUCAAACCUGGCCCUGGGGAUCCACUGGGUGUGCAGGGUUUUAUCUAGCUCAUCACUCACACCUGUUGCAACUAAUCAAUUAUUAAUUUAACCCUGGAUUAUAUGAUUCAGGUGUGUUAGAGCUGGGCUGGCAAAGCCCCGGACCCCUGUAUUUGCCUAGAAUCAGGAAUGAAGAACACUGUAAUAGAUUAUAUUGAAUGUGGGCAGGGGGCUGAAACUAUAUUAUGAUUGUCGAGGUGAGGUAGUUACUUCAACAUUUUGUUGUGGGGACUGGUUGUAAUUUGAGGUGGGGAAGGUUGGGGGCUCUACUUUAUGUGGCAGUAAGCUGUUUUUUUUCUUCUGCAGCAUAUUCAGUGUGGUGCAACAUUCAGAACAUUGGUAUGUCGAUGUAUAAGAAUGGACAUGACUAGAGGAUUAAUUGUAGGCCUAUCCUGUCUAUAAUCUAUUUGAAACACCAUAAAUGUUGUGUCUUACUGAAUAUGCCUUAGUUUUGUACUUUACAUGUUCUGAUAAGCUCAGCUAUAACUGUCAUGUGAGACUGGAGUGACUACUGAGGAGAAAUUAGGUCAAGUCACUCCUGAACGUCAUUAAUGAAGUUCUGCAGCAUGUAAAGAAAUAUGAUUGUCUGUGGAUCCAGGUUUAAUAAAACAAAUACAAUAUUCUUUAAAAA